Molecule: messenger RNA, 416 nt
Organism: Eruca vesicaria subsp. sativa (arugula)
Lineage: Eukaryota; Viridiplantae; Streptophyta; Magnoliopsida; Brassicales; Brassicaceae
Source: the annotation of a GenBank genome assembly
AUGUCUGGAAGAGAGAAAGUGAAGCCAGAGCCAAUGAAAGUUGUGUUCAUUAACACACAAUACGUUGAGACAGAUGCACGUAGCUUCAAGAAUGUUGUUCAAGAACUCACAGGUAAGGAUGCCAUCGUAGCCGCCGGUCCUUUCGAGUCUCCAUCCACUUCCGACGACCGUGGUUACGGUGGAGGAAGUAAAAUAGGCGAAACUUCCAGACGGAACAAUGGUGGUGGAGGAGGAGUACUGGGGACGACGACUGAGUUUGAAAAAUUUGUCAAGGAGAUGCCUCCCGUAGAGGAAUUGUAUAAACUAUGGUCAGAUAAUUGAGUAUUAACUUAAACUCUAUACGUUAAUGAUUUGAACUUUAUUCUACAGCGAUUUAAUAUUCGUUUUGUUCUCAAAUAAAAAAAGUUGCUUUCAUC